CCCUCCGCCUUGUGUCUGCUUCUCACUGGCAACUCUGGCAUUAUGCAGAGACUUAUACUGCUACUCUUAACCAUUUCCCUUCUACUAGAUCGAGAUCUUCUAGUGAGAAGUGAAUUUGUACUGGGCGGAAUAUGUGGUUAUGGGACUGCCCGCUGCCGGAAGAAAUGUCAAAACCAAGAAUACAAAAUUGGAAGAUGCCCCAACACCUACGAAUGCUGUUUGAAGAAAUGGAAUGAGAGCUUACUGAAUCUUACCAAACACUGAAACGCAGCAGCGCUGGUCCCUAGAGUCACUGGAAGCAAGACCUCGGUGACUU
This is a messenger RNA of Saimiri boliviensis boliviensis (Bolivian squirrel monkey), 316 nucleotides long. RefSeq names its product beta-defensin 104A-like. The record is from RefSeq and is a predicted model, not a curated record. Gene Ontology annotation, cellular component: extracellular region. NCBI's taxonomy places the organism in Eukaryota, Metazoa, Chordata, Mammalia, Primates, Cebidae. Gene Ontology annotation, biological process: innate immune response.